GCUGCCGGAGGAGCCGGGAUUAAGACGCACGGCGGACUUUCCCCGGAUGGUUGCCGCAGAGGGAUCAUGACGGGGAAGAAAUCUUCCCGAGAGAAGCGGCGCAAACGCAGCAGUCAGGAGGCGGCCGCGGUACUCGCGGCUCCGGAUCUCGUGCCGACCCUCGCCAGCUGCGGCAGUGGAAGCACCAGCGGCUGCGGGAGCACCGGCGGCUGCGGGAGCGUCAGCUGCUGUGGGAAUACCAGCUUCAGUGGAAGUGUCACGGGCGGUGGGAGCGGCGGGAGCUGCUGGGGCGGGAGCCUCGUGGAGCGCAGCGAGCGCCGGAAGCGGAGAAGCACCGACUCAUCCUCCAGCGUCUCGGGGUCUCUGCAGCAGGAAACCAAGUAUCUUUUGCCAACUUUGGAAAAAGAGUUAUUCUUAGCAGAGCACAGUGACCUUGAAGAAGGUGGACUGGACCUGACUGUAUCAUUAAAACCAGUUAGUUUCUAUAUAUCAGACAAAAAGGAAAUGCUUCAGCAGUGCUUCUGUAUUAUAGGAGAGAAAAAGUUACAGAAGAUGCUUCCUGAUGUGUUAAAGAACUGUUCAGUAGAAGAAAUUAAAAAACUAUGCCAGGAACAGUUAGAGCUCCUGUCUGAAAAAAAAAUCUUGAAGAUUCUUGAGGGUGACAAUGGUAUGGACUCUGAUAUGGAAGAGGAGGCAGAUGAUGGCUCUAAGAUGGGAUCUGAUUUAGUCAGUCAGCAAGACAUCUGUGUAGAUUCUACUUCAUCCCUGAAAGAAAACAAGCAACCUGAAGGUUUGGAAUUAAAACAAGGCAAAGGGGAAGAUAGUGAUGUACUCAGUAUAAAUGCAGAUGCUUAUGACAGCGACAUAGAAGGCCCAUGCAACGAAGAAGCAGCUGCUCCUGAGGCCCCAGAAAAUACAGUUCAAAGCGAAGUUGGUCAGAUAGAUGACCUGGAGAAAGACAUUGAGAAAAGUGUGAAUGAGAUUCUAGGACUGGCAGAGUCUAGCCCAAAGGAACCCAAGGCAGCCACCCUGACUGUUCCUCCACCAGAAGAUGUUCAACCUUCUGCACAGCAGCUGGAGCUGCUAGAACUUGAGAUGAGGGCAAGAGCAAUUAAGGCCCUGAUGAAAGCUGGUGAUAUAAAAAAGCCAGCCUAGUGUCUUCAAUGUCUUGAAUUCUUAUCUUCUCC
This is a messenger RNA of Cynocephalus volans (Philippine flying lemur), 1187 nucleotides long. It is a transcript of the gene CAAP1, whose product is annotated as caspase activity and apoptosis inhibitor 1. NCBI's taxonomy places the organism in Eukaryota, Metazoa, Chordata, Mammalia, Dermoptera, Cynocephalidae. The record is from RefSeq and is a predicted model, not a curated record. The transcript is spliced from 7 exons. Bases 67 to 1155 code for a protein of 362 amino acids.